AUGAAAAAUAAUCCACCAUUAGUAGAAGUAUUAAAUUAUAAAGAAGGAGAAGAAGCACGUACUUUAUUAGUAAGAGCACAUUUAUUAGAAAAAAAUAAAGUGAUUAAUUAUAUAAAUGAAAUGAGUAAAUAUAUUACUUCAUUAAUUCAAAAUGGAAAAACAUUAUCAAAACAUCAAAUUUUAUUUAAUAAAUUAGUCAAUAAAUUCAAAAAUGAUGUUGGACUUAUUGUUUGUUUUCUUCUUAGAUAUGAAAUAUUUGAACCUUAUCAUGCAUUUUUUAUUCCUCCUAAUUAUCCUCAUGGAUAUAUUGAAGGAGAAUGUGUUGAAGCAAUGGUUUCAAGUGAUAAUGUUAUUCGAUUUGGACUUACUCAUAAAUUUUGUGAUCUUGAAGCUUUACAAUUCAUUCCACAUGAAACUUGUAAUAGAAUUAGUGAAGUAGAUAAAGAAAUAUUAACAAUACGUUCAGAUGAUUAUCAAGCUGCUCAAUCAAUUAGAUAUAUAAAUCCAAAACAAUAUUUAAAUAGUUUUAUAGUUACUGUUUAUCAUAUUAAUAAAGGUUUUACUAUUGAUGUAUCAAUUUUAAGUACUUCUUUAUUUGUAUUAUAUAAAGGAAAAGCUAGAAUUGAAAAUUCUAUUUACCAAAUUGGUGCUGCUUUCUUAAUUAAAGACAGAAAUAUUUUAACAGUUAAUGCUCUUGAUGAUGUUUCACUUGUGUUACUCUCAUAA
Molecule: messenger RNA, 726 nt
Organism: Entamoeba histolytica HM-1:IMSS
Lineage: Eukaryota; Evosea; Mastigamoebida; Endamoebidae
Product: mannose-6-phosphate isomerase, putative
Exons: 1
Coding region: 1-726 (241 amino acids)
Biological process (GO): GDP-mannose biosynthetic process
Cellular component (GO): cytosol
Molecular function (GO): mannose-6-phosphate isomerase activity
Source: RefSeq, a predicted model, not a curated record